Bursaphelenchus xylophilus (pine wood nematode) is the source of this 1287-nucleotide messenger RNA. Lineage: Eukaryota; Metazoa; Nematoda; Chromadorea; Rhabditida; Aphelenchoididae. The record is from the annotation of a GenBank genome assembly.
AUGACGCGAUCACCGGCCUCGAUGAAGGAGUACAAGAAGUUUUUGAUCAAUUUUACGGUAACAGAUUACAUAGAAAAAACUUUAAUUUUAUGUCAGCAAUGUCAGAGAAUCUUGUGUUGACGCUUUGCUUAUUUAGAUACACGACAUGAUGUUUGCAAUAAGUUAUGGCUUUCUUUUCGGACCUCAGUCGAUAUUUCCAGUUAGUGGGGCUGCUGUCAGUGGAGUUUUUCGAUUUUUUGGGGACACUGGAGCAAGGUUAUCAGUAAGGUCAUCAUUUUUGGUCCUGGUGAAGGUUAAGUGCAGAGCAAGUCAGGGCUUUCAUUUAGGAAUAGAUCGUCCCAAUUCUUUUACUCACUCCCACCUUAUCAAAGCGAUAUAUUCCUAAUCCUACAUAUCUAGCUAGCACUUGGCCAUAUCACUAAUUUCAGUUCGCCGUAGUCAUCGUUACCGGCAGUAACAUGAUGCUGGCGCAAUGUUUUUGCCUUGCAUAUCGCAUGUCUGUUAUGUUGGACAACAAAUGCUUCAACCGCUUUCUACUCUCCAUUUUCUGUUGGUGCUUAUUCUACGGUGUUAAAGUGCCGAUCAAUUUGUUUGUUGGGUACCUGUUUACGCUGCUGGCAGUGCCUCAAGCCAAGAUUUGGGAGAAAGUUGAGUAUUACAAUCAAACCUUUCCCGAGUCACCAUACCCGAUACUUUAUGUGGAUCCCUUCGAAAUGUUUACAAUCCUCCUUUUUGGUUUUGUUGUCUUGGCGUUGGCUGGAAUGGAGCUGUUUCAAAUUGCAUUCGUCUUUUUUAUCCUCAGGGCAUUGGAAUCGAAGAAAGCGGCGCUGACGGAGAAAAGUUAUCGGCUUCAGAAACAGCUGACGUUUGCGUUGGCUGCACAGGUAAGGAGGGCUAGAAAUACCAGUCAGCCCAUUAUUUUCCCGACAUACUUAUAAGCCAGUAGUCAGCCCAAACGCUUCGAUAAUCUAAUUAAUCGUUGCCUUUCAGCUAGUCGUCCCAAUAGUCCUUAUAUUCUUCCCCGUCUCGUAUGGCGUUAUCUGCCGCUAUGUGGGAUCGGAUCCCUCUAAAAUGGCUGGUGAUAUCGGCUUCUUCCUCUUCGCUACAUACGGUGCUUGCAACGCAUUACUCACGAUCUUCUUUGUCAAGCCAUAUUACGAUUUUACCCUGCGGAAAUUGCAGAGAAUUUUUUGGUGUUUCAAAUUCGAACCUCCGAAAAAGCACAGCAUUGUGGUUCUACACAGUAUUAACAGCUACGCCAGCAACGUUACAGCAAACAAUUAUUAG